GCUGCUUCUGCUGCUUCUGCGCCCGCUGCUGCUGCUGCUGCUAUCGCUGCUAUUGCUGUUGCUGAGGAGCUCGACGGAGCUGGGCCGGCCCGCGGCCAUGGCCCAUCAGACUGGCAUUCACGCCACACCUGAAUUGAAGGAUUUCUUUGCCAAGGCACGGAAUGGAUCUGUUAGGCUCAUCAAAGUCGUCAUUGAGGAUGAACAGCUCGUGCUGGGUGCCUUCAGGGAGCCAGCCCAGGGAUGGGAACAGGACUACGACGCUGCCGUCCUGCCUCUGCUGGAUGAGGGCCAGCCCUGCUACAUCCUGUACCGGCUGGACUCCCACAAUGCCCAGGGUUUCCAGUGGAUCUUCAUCGCCUUCCCCGACAGCUCUCCGGUUCGACUGAAGAUGCUUUAUGCAGCUACAAGAGCGACAGUGAAGAAGGAGUUUGGUGGGGGCCACAUCAAGGAUGAACUCUUUGGGACAGUGAAGGAUGACCUCUCCUUCAGCGGCUACCAGAAACACGUGUCAUCCUGUGCUGCCCCAGCCCCACUGACCAUGGCAGAGAGGGAGCUCCAGCAGAUCCGGAUCAAUGAGGUGAAGACAGAGAUCAGUGUGGAGAGUAAGCAUCAGACCCUGCAAGGCCUGGCCUUCCCCCUGCAGCCGGAGGCCCAGCAGGCCAUUCUGCUGCUAAAACAGAAGAAAAUCAACUAUAUCCAGCUGAAACUGGAUCUGGAGCGGGAAACCAUCGAGCUGGUACACACGAACCCCACAGAGGUGGUGGAUCUGCCCAAGAGAGUACCCCAGGACUCUGCCCGCUACCACUUCUUCCUCUACAAACACUCCCAUGAGGGCGACUACCUGGAGUCUGUGGUGUUCAUCUACUCCAUGCCUGGAUAUAAGUGCAGUAUUAAGGAACGGAUGUUGUACUCCAGCUGUAAGAGCCGACUACUGGACUCCGUGGAACAGGAUUUCCAGUUGGAAAUUACCAAAAAGAUGGAGAUUGAUGAUGGGGCAGAGCUGACGGCAGAGUUCCUGUAUGAUGAAGUCCACCCCAAACAGCACGCCUUUAAGCAGGCCUUCGCCAAGCCCAAGGGCCCGGUGGGCAAGAGGGGCCAGAAGCGGCUUAUCCGGGGCCCUGGAGAGAAUGGCGAUGAGAGCUAGGCGAGGGCCCGGCCCUCCUGUACCUUCAUCUGCUGCAGGCUGAGCUGGAGUGGGCUGAGAACUGUUGGGCAUCCUGGAUCACAGUGACGUGGGCUCAGCCCCACUCUUGCACCUGGAGAGGCCCCUCCCCUGCCCCCAGGAGUUACCAUGUGUUUGCGCUUUCUUUUUCUCUCUUUCUUCCUCUUUUUCUCUCUCUCUUCCCCCUCUCACUGUCAACCCUGAGGGAGAUGUGUGAAUUCCUGUCACCCAUAGCGUCAUUGUCCUGUCUUUGUCUGGCUCUUCUCACCGAGUUAACCCUGAGCUUAUUUCUGUCUUGGCCACCUUUAACAUCCACCACUCUCCAUCUCUGUGUCCUCAGUCCCUCUCCCCUGAUCACUAUGCCCAUUGAAUUGAGUUGAACACCUGCUUUUGUGUCCUGCAGGCCCAAUCGCCCCCAUUUGUGUUAUCCCACUUCCCGUGCUUGUACACGACAUUCUUGUCCCUCCCUGCACACACUGUCUCCAUCUUUAUCCAUCCCUAUGCCCUCCAUCCCUGUCCUCAGUCUCUCCUGCCAAGUUCGGGAGAAUGGGGCUAGGCUUUUUUUUUUUAAAUGGAGGGCCUUCUAAGUUUUAGGGAGGAAGAUGGGCAGAAGGAUGUUUGCUGAGUCUGGGAAGUGGAAGUGGGCUGCAUCAGGGUGAACAGAAGAGGACAUUAGCUGGGACCGGAGCCCAACUCAAUUCUGAGACACCCCCCCCCCCAUGGCAAGUGAACUCUGGGUGUGACGGGAGUUCAGCCCCCCGGAGGCUCACGGCUUAGCUGGGCAAGCAGGGUUGGGGGGGGUAACUGAGGGAGUGCAGGACUUACUGGGCUGAAUGCUGUAUUUUCUAAGGAAUAAAGUAUUUUUAAAUCAAA
Molecule: messenger RNA, 2035 nt
Organism: Phascolarctos cinereus (koala)
Lineage: Eukaryota; Metazoa; Chordata; Mammalia; Diprotodontia; Phascolarctidae
Gene: TWF2
Product: twinfilin actin binding protein 2
Biological process (GO): regulation of lamellipodium assembly; barbed-end actin filament capping; positive regulation of neuron projection development
Cellular component (GO): myofibril; cytoplasm; actin filament
Molecular function (GO): actin filament binding; actin monomer binding
Source: RefSeq, a predicted model, not a curated record